CCUUCACCUCGCUCCUUCAUCCGUGAUCCGUGAUCCUCAUCAGCCCCAUAUGUGCAGCGCUUUGGCUUGGAGUGACACCUGAAUGAAUGCCUGCUUCCUGCCCGCCGUCCACGCCGAACGAAUUGCCGACUCACGAUCGCUGAUGCUCAGAUCAGCUAGGCGCUUGGAUGUCUCGUUGAAAGAAGACGCGUGCAGUUCGACUCGUUCCUACCUUCCCACUUCCACACUGCUACAAGGGUCGGUGUGCAAGAUAACACCAGCCCUUCACACCCGGACGACUAAUCACCAACAUCGCUACACACGACCAAUCGAGGUACCAGCAUUCCCCCUCUGCACCUGGACAGUCCCCGAAGUAAAGCUAUGGUCCACAUCCAGUCCACGACUCAAGAUGGUACAGAUUCUGACCAUGGCGCAGCUGCAAGCUUCAGCUCCAGCAGCCCAGCCGUAGGAGCAUCUUCGCGCAAAGCUGCUCAGGCUGCACUGAGGAGCUCUCUGGAGUCGGACAGAUCGUACGAUGAUGGUGACUACGAUGGAGAUGAAGAGGCCCGCCUAUUCGCCGGGCACGAUACGCCUCAUCAGGAAGCGGCUGGCACGACUUCCAAAAGGCAUUCGACGCAGGGGCCGAUCCUCUACGAUGCGGCUGAUGAGCAAGAUGGCAAUGAACAGGUUGGACAUGCGCACACACCAUCCGGUCACGAGUCUGAUGUGCACCGUUUCGAAGAUAGGAGAGAGACGGGGGGUUGGACCACCAGACUCAAAGGCAGAGGCCCCGUGGCAAGAGCGUGGGAGAUCGCAAGAGAAGCGUUGCCCACUCUGGUCCUUUCAGUGUUCAGCUUGAUGUUUGCAGGCGAGCUGCUAGUCCACAUUGCGAGAUGGCCAGUCUUUGUAAAGGUCGACAAGCUCUUCAUCCUCGUGCCUAUCCUGCUGAACCUCAAAGGGAACCUGGAGAUGAAUUUGUCGCUGCGCAUGUCCACUUCCGCAAAUAUUGGAGAGCUGGAUGUCCGUCGAACGCGACAAACACUCAUUCUAGGAAAUAUGAGCUUGUUGCAGGUGCAAGCUCUGAUUGUCAGCUCCUUUGCUGGUAUCUUGGCAUUCGUGCUCGGCGUCAUCACUCCUGAAGCAGCGCCAGAGGGCAACAAUGGCGGACCAGCGUCAUCGAAGCAGAUGCUCGCUCUGCGUUUCGCGCAGAAGGUCCUACGUAGUGGAGGAACAAAACGAGCUGCUCUUGAAGAUCGACUCUCGCCACGCCGCAUCAUUCACCAUCAUCCAAAGCCAGUCGUGGACCCAGCUUUGCGACUGCGCAACGGCUACUUCGAGUUUGUCUUGGUCAUAGCGACAGGCAUGCUUUCCGCAUCGCUAUCCUCUGCCAUCCUGGGCUCCUUCAUGUGCGCUCUCGUGGUAGUCACUCGCCAACUGGGUGGCAAUCCGGACAAUAUCGCUUCCCCUCUCGCAGCUUCGCUGGGCGAUCUUCUCACGUUGACUAUCCUCGGCCUUCUCGCUUCACUACUUGUGCAUUUUGAAGGGACGAUCUUGGCGACGCUGAUUCUCGUUGGACUGCUCGUCGCCUGCGGUUCCUGCUUUGUCGCGACCUACCGCAACGCCUACGUUCGGGAACUGCUGUCCAGUGGGUGGGUGCCUCUCAUUGUAGCCAUGUUCAUCUCAUCCGGAGCAGGACUGCUGUUGGAUGCAUUCGUGCAACGAUUCGAGGGCUUUGCACUCUUGGCCCCGGUCGUCACUGGACUACCUGGAGCUUGCGCAGCGAUCUUUGUCAGUCGGACAUCCACCGCUCUGCACAGCGGAAAGGGAGCUGCAGCCAACAUGAUGUCUCCGCGACGUCUUGCGCCCGUCAGGUCUUGGUCCACAUCCAGCAGCGGAGAGAUGUCGGUCAGCUCCAGAAACGGCAUCUCUCGUCUAUGGUCUCGCGUCACAUCUGCCAUCGCCUCGCUUCCACCACCCACAGAAGGCUGGCUAGUCCCGACAACGCUGUUCAUCAUUGGACUGAUCAUCGAGACGCUCUUCCUGGUCUUUGUUUGGGCUUCGGGCCAGAUGAGCUUUGGCUUGCCCUUUGCCAUCUUCUUUGUCAUCAUUGGCGCAUUUGGCUUUGUGGCCGCGCUCUUCGUCAGUCACGCUCUGACCAUAGGCUUGUGGUACAACGAUUACGACCCAGACAUUUACUCUUUGCCUUUCGUCUCGUCCAUCGUCGACGUGGUGGGCCAAGCGCUCCUCGUCACGACGUUCACCGUUGCUCUUGCUCUGGGCGACUCGGUCACUGCGGCUGUCAAUGCAGGCGAAGGUCACGGAGGCGCUUGAAUCGCGCCGUGUCACUCAUCCAGGUCGAUCCCUUAUAGUCACACUUCCAUUCGCCAUUGCUGCACGCAGUGUGCGAUGUUUCAUGGCACCACCCUCAGUUUUCUGUGCAUCCUGUAUCAAGAUCACGUCACCAUCAUUCUCACGAGUCGAGCUAAUGCCAAUUUCAAUCAACG
Ceraceosorus guamensis is the source of this 2483-nucleotide messenger RNA. RefSeq lists its product as hypothetical. The coding region runs from base 361 to 2310 and encodes 649 amino acids. The transcript has 5 exons. Gene Ontology annotation, biological process: monoatomic cation transport. Gene Ontology annotation, molecular function: monoatomic cation transmembrane transporter activity. Gene Ontology annotation, cellular component: plasma membrane. The record is from RefSeq and is a predicted model, not a curated record. Lineage: Eukaryota; Fungi; Basidiomycota; Exobasidiomycetes; Ceraceosorales; Ceraceosoraceae.